AUGGCAGGAAAAAAUAACGAUAGGGACAUAAUAAGCUGUGCUGAGGCUGUACAUAGUGGUCAGACUUUGCUGGUUGAAGUUACUGUUUCAGAGGCUGGCGAGCUGCGAACAGGAAGCGGGAUAGCUGGUAGGUACAGCGAACUCACCUUCCUAUUUGGGGACUUCCUUGCCCAGAGGCUGGUACCUGCUGGGGAACGCGGGGAGUCUGCCACCCAACAGCCCUCUUGCCAUACAGCCCAGCAACUUGCAGGUGACGACGGCAACAAAGCCGGUAAAACAGAACACUGGAGACAGAUGUUUGAGGUGAACGAGCUUAGCCUGGCCAUCUGCAGCAGGGAGGCGGUCGAGGACAUCAUGAGGAGGGGCUUCGACGACGGCUUCAUCAUCCACAUCAGCAGGUAG
Schistocerca piceifrons (Central American locust) is the source of this 402-nucleotide messenger RNA. RefSeq lists its product as uncharacterized. The coding region runs from base 1 to 402 and encodes 133 amino acids. The transcript has 3 exons. The record is from RefSeq and is a predicted model, not a curated record. NCBI's taxonomy places the organism in Eukaryota, Metazoa, Arthropoda, Insecta, Orthoptera, Acrididae.